Puccinia graminis f. sp. tritici CRL 75-36-700-3 is the source of this 702-nucleotide messenger RNA. RefSeq lists its product as uncharacterized. NCBI's taxonomy places the organism in Eukaryota, Fungi, Basidiomycota, Pucciniomycetes, Pucciniales, Pucciniaceae. The transcript has 4 exons. The record is from RefSeq and is a predicted model, not a curated record. Gene Ontology annotation, cellular component: nucleus; cytoplasm. Gene Ontology annotation, biological process: peptidyl-arginine methylation. Gene Ontology annotation, molecular function: protein arginine N5-methyltransferase activity. Bases 1 to 702 code for a protein of 233 amino acids.
AUGGGCGGUGCGAGCGGGCAACGACUAUUCAUUGAUUUGGAAGGGAACGGGGUGAUGCAAGGCUGGGAGGAGAUCAUGGGCCAGACGGCCAAGCGGCUCUGCGAGCCCUUCAUAGUGGGCCGGAACGACAAGACAUCCAAACUCAGCAUCCUCAACUAUCACCCCGCUCGACAUGUGAUCAUCAAACCCCAUCCCGAUGUCUUGCAGUUCAUCACCAACCAAGGUUGGCCCAACAAACCCCGUGUCCAUAUCUAUCCCGGCCGCUGGCAAGACUUCCUUGUCGACGUUCAGGAAAGCAAAAUUCAGGCUAACUUCAACGUCAUCUAUUGGGAUACGUUUUCAGAAGGCUAUAGAUCAUUGAAGGGCUUUUUUGAUAACGUUUCCAACCGCUUGUCCGGCUCAGAGGCCCGAUUUUCCUGGUUCCAUGGUCUCGGAGCCACUUCGCGUAUGUUGUAUGAUAUUUACACGGAGAUGGAAGAGAUGGAGAUGAGGGAAGCUGGUCUCCGAGUGAGCUGGUCCGAAGUCCCCGUGGAUGGAGGUGAAGCCUUAUGGGAGGGCAUCAAGCAACAAUACUGGGACAUACUAGAGAUUGUUUGCCUGUACUUUUUGCAGGUACCUGGUACCUCCUGGGGGGUACCCCUCGCACCCGCCCCGCACCCUCCAGGAGGUGCCAGGUGCGGUACUUGGUACCUAUUUUUGUGA